Molecule: messenger RNA, 4487 nt
Organism: Cottoperca gobio
Lineage: Eukaryota; Metazoa; Chordata; Actinopteri; Perciformes; Bovichtidae
Gene: plekho2
Product: pleckstrin homology domain containing, family O member 2
Exons: 7
Coding region: 343-2523 (726 amino acids)
Biological process (GO): macrophage apoptotic process
Source: RefSeq, a predicted model, not a curated record
UCAACAAAGUCCCUCUCGGGUGCUGAAUGAGGCCCAGAUGAUGCACAGACGCUGCAGAUCGUGUUGCUCCUCCUCGAUAGACAUUUCGAUUCAAGAGUGAAAAGGGACUUCAACCGGAAACCAAACUUUUUUCUUCGAACUUUUUUUUCUCUGAAGCAAAAGAGGAAAAGACACGAGAGUCAUAAACUGCAGGGUUCCUUAUUUUCUUUAUUUACUGGUGUUGUUGGAAAUGUGUCAGCUGCCGAUCAACAGGGGAGAAGUUAACCGUUCCUGGCGAGGAUAAGGGCGACGUCGAGUGAUUUUAGGCUAGUCGACUCACAUAACGGAUUCUGGUCCUUUAUCAUGGAAGAUGGUGCAAAAGAGGACCCAGCCCAGAGUAAAGAGCCAAAGUUCCUGGGUAAGGCUGGCUGGGUGAAGAAGGCCCCUGCCAGACUGUUGGCCAGCUAUAAGGAGCGCUACGUCCACGUGGAGAAGACAGAGAUCGUGGUGUAUGAAAAUCAGGACCUGCAGAACUGCGUGGAGAGGCUUGACCUGGAAAACUAUCAUGCAUGUCGUGAGUUAAAGAGCCCCUUCAACAAGAAGCACAGACUGAUACUGAUCCGAUCAUCCAAGCCUGGGAAUAAGGUCCAUGAUGUGAAGUUCCAAGCUCAGACUGCAGAGGAGAAGGAGGCUUGGAUUAAAGCUCUGCUUGAUGGCAUCAAUCGAGCAAAGAACAAAAUCUUUGAUGAGGUGACGGUUGAUGAAAGCAUUAAUUUAGAGCAUGUUACUCGAACAAGGCCCAAAGGGAACCGUAAUCGACGGCCACCGACCAGGAUACACAUGAAAGAGGUAGCUAUUGUGUCGUCUGAUGGUAUCCUGCGUUUGGAUCUUGAUCUGGAGAAUGCCUUAAUGCCUAAUGGGACCCAUCACAGUGUUGAUGGGACUGAAACCCCCAAAGAGGCAAUCAUAGCCCCAACUCCUAGGUCCAACGCCAGUGGAGCUGCGGAGAAACAUUCAGAGGAAAGUGCUGAGGAGGACGCUCAGACUGAGCCAGAGGUCAGUCCCCAGAAAAAGGUCAUCAAACCUCCCAUGCCCCCGACCAAAGAGGCUAAACCCAGUUCAACACCUGAGGAUGAGCCUGACAAGGAUGAUGGCCCAGAGAAAAAGGUCCUGCUGCCACCUAUGCCUCCAUCUAAAGAAGCCAAGCCCUGUGCUUCACCUGUUGAAGAAGCUACAGAGGAGGCCAAAGCUGAGAAGAUGUCUGACGAAAAUCCUGAUUGCAAGAAAAAGUCAGGUCCACCACCAACCCCUACCAAUAAACCCAGCUCCAGCAGCUCCAUAAGCAACCUUGCAGAGGCCUCACAGUCCAGGCCAAACUCCCACCCUCCUACCCCUCCAUCCAAAGAGAAGAAACCCUCCCAUCCUGCUGUGGAGCCAGAUCAAGAAGUUCAAGACAUGACGGAUGAGAACAAGGAGAAUGAAGAAGGCAAUAAGAAGGAGGCGACAGGAACAGCUGUGGAAACAGAUGAGGCAGACCAGUCGAUUUCUAAAGAAGCUCUACCUAAACCUGAGAAUCCCAGCGCAGAAGGACAGGUUUAUGAAGAAGAAUCAGGGGAGGUUAUAAGUAGUGGCAUAAACGAAGCAUCAGACAAUGAGCCACAAAUACCCACAGAGCCGGUCAGAAAGAGCCCCAGCCCUCCUCCAACCCCCAAGAAAAAGCCUGAGAAAGCUGCUCAGCCCGACACGCAACACACAGACGACAACACAACUAUAACGCAGACUAAUGAGGGACCGGACCCUACUACAUUACUGCAAGCCUCCGAGACCUCAGCCAGUUCUCCUCUAGCAGAAGAGGCACUACCCAAGAAUGAAGUCCCCUCAGUAGUUGUCUCUUUGAAUGACCCGCUCGCUGACAGCCUCAGCCUGAGUCCACUGCUCUGUCACUUGCCCGGGGAGAAGAAAAAGAAGACGGAGGAGAAAUCUGUAGACAGCGGUCAGCACUCAGACGAUGACAGCGAAGGCUCUGGGAGUGAAGAAACGCUGGCGGCUUCCACGGUUGCGUUGAGAGGAAGCCAUGCUGGUCUGGAUGUGUUGGACGCCAGCGAGGAUAAGAUUCAGGUCCCGGUCAGUUUAAUGGUGAAAAAGUUGCCACCCAAGCCUCAGGUCAGACCGAAGGCCUUUCCUUAUCGGCGCUUAGUGGCCACUUCUCCUCUCACUCCCUCAACCAAGGCCAAGUCCGUCUCAAUUGGAGAUCUGCUGUCUGACUCUUCAGUCUGUGAACAGCAUACCAGAGCUGUGGCCGGAGGCGACAGGGCUCCGAGUAAUGAUUUCAUGAAACUUGAAACUGAAGUGGCGCUGGAGAUGGAAAAGACGGGGGAGCUCCUGAGCAGAGUGUCCCAGUCGCAGGGGGGAGGUGACGGGGAGGGCAUGCCAGAGGAUCUGCUGACCAAGGCCAUGGAGAAGCUGAAGAAAGCCGACGAUGUCCUGAGGGAGGUCCAUAAACUGAAACUCGCAAAGGACUCAAGAAACAGGAAUAGCUGGUAAAUGUCAGCCAAAGCAGAUUGACUUGGAAUUGAACAUUCGCUGAACCCCUCUCCUGAACAGUCAUUGUCCAAUCAUAGCUUAGCAACCAUCAAUAGGCACAGAAAGCCUGUUAAGCUUUGUUUCCUCCACAUAACGGUACGAUUUGCAUGAGGCUGUGCUAAAAGCUAUAUUUGGUAUACAAAGACUUUGUAGGACCAUGUCUUUUUUUUGCCUGUAAGUGUAAGGAAUAUAUUAAACAGUGCAUUUGUCUGCUCUAAAGUAAGCUGCUGUCAUUAGCAUUGCUGCGUCUCAAUUAGGAUACUCCCGUUAGUGCACGGUACACCCUGUACAUACUGAAUUAUUUAUAAACGUUCUGCCCGACUCUCUAUCCUAACCUUAACCAUCCUGUAACAAUUUCACAAUUUGAGGGUUACCAUCUGGACACGACCGACUUUUUACCGUAACGAGUACACCAUCCCUGUACUCACAGUGCACUGCAGUUUGCCAUACUCGUCAGUGUGAAUGCACUUAUGCACUCAAAAUAGCAAGUGUAGGUACAGAAGAAACUGAGCGUUUCUUCCAAGGUCUUUCAAGUAGCAUAUCAUAAGUAUCCACUUCAGAAUCUCCAUUCACAGCAGGCACAUCCACUAUAUACGUUUCCCCACUGUGUGGAGGCCGAACCGGGAUGCUGUCGCAGUUUAGACUAACGUUAGCGGCGCUGUUUUGGGAAAGUUUACGCUCCAGCACACUUGGCAAAUACACCCUAAAAGCUUUUUCCCUUGUAAUCUUAAAAGCGAUUCAUGCUGUUGAAACGGAGACACCUGUCAAUUUGUGGAGCCUGUUUAGCGAGCUGAUAAAGCCUGCAACACUUGUCAUUUAGUGGGCAAAAUCAACAGUUGUCAGCCAGAAAUGAGAAGCUGAUUCUGCUUUUCUCCCACUGGUUCCUGCCCUCUAAAGAAUCAGCCGUUAUACAUUGGCAUUUUGGGUGUUAGAUUUGACAGCCUUAUCAUUGUGCACUGCAGAUGUGCUGCGCGAGAAUGGAAAGCCUGACAGGUGUAGCAACAUUGGAUAAGGGGGUUUAGCGAACGAUUGAUUGAUGGACUUGGGCAGAACGACAGAAAUUUUGAUGCAGCACAUGCAACCGCUCACUCAUAAUUACCGUAACUAAGUGCAAUUAUUUCUAGUUUUAACUUUCUCUGCAGCUGAAUGUUCUACUGUGUAUUUUUUGUUGUAUAUGAAAUAUCAGAUAUUUUCAAGAAGGAUUACUUGAAAGUUAAUUAGAAAAUAUAUAAUAUAACAGCAAAGGAAUACUGUCAUACAUUGAAAACAUGCAAAACAAAGUACUAAAAAGUGUUAAUAAUACCAAAUUACACAACCGUUUUAAUAGUUUACUCUUUGUGGAUUCCAGAGGCGUUUUCUCCUCUUCAGAUACUUUUGCUGGCAGUUUAUAUGAGGGAAUUUAUAUUGUACAUACUUUAUACUUUUACUACAGCAUAUGCUGUCUAUUGUUGAUAUGGAAAGACCACCCUAGCUCAGGAGUUUUCUGAAAUUAUUUUUUCCAGACUAAUCAUGUGAUUAAAGCAAAAUGAAGAACUGCCACUCCACAUAGAAGGAUUCCAGUUUUGUAAUUAAUGAUAUGUUUUUUAUAGUGAUAUUGUACAUAGCACAGAACAAAGAGCUUGUAGCAGCACUUCCGGCUCUCACUAACCCCUCUCACAGUUUAACUUUACUUUCACAUUUGGUUAUAUGAGGGAUAUGUGCUCUUCAGUGAUGUUCCUCACAAUUUUAAUCAUGAACUCUGAAGAAUUUCCCCCUAUUGUUGUCCAAUGCUUUGUUAAAAGAUGUGAUGCUAGUGUUUAAGACUAUUUUGAAUAUGUCAUGCCAUUUAGAUUAUGCAAAGAUAUUUUCUAACAUUAGAUAUAAUUUUGUACUCUUUGAUACAAGUUGCUAUUGCCCAAAUAAACAAAGGGAAACUAUCUGUUUAA